This is a messenger RNA of Medicago truncatula (barrel medic), 756 nucleotides long. Its product is annotated as 17.1 kDa class II heat shock protein. NCBI's taxonomy places the organism in Eukaryota, Viridiplantae, Streptophyta, Magnoliopsida, Fabales, Fabaceae. The transcript has a single exon. The record is from RefSeq and is a predicted model, not a curated record. Bases 118 to 594 code for a protein of 158 amino acids.
CUAGAAUUUCCUCCCAUAAUCUUCCAACCACGCUAAUAAAUACCCCGCAUUCUCCACGAAGCACGCAUAACGAAAAUAAUCAUCAAACAUAAAAUCUCUACCAAAACAACAACAACAAUGGAUUUCAGGUUGAUGGGUUUGGAUUCACCACUCUUCAACACCAUCCACCACAUAAUGGACCUCACAGACGACACAACAGAGAAGAAUCUAAACGCACCAACACGAACCUACGUUCGCGACGCAAAAGCAAUGGCUGCAACACCAGCAGACGUGAAAGAGUAUCCAAACUCAUACGUGUUCGUGGUGGACAUGCCAGGGUUGAAAUCUGGUGACAUCAAGGUUCAGGUUGAAGAUGAGAAUGUGCUUCUGAUAAGCGGUGAAAGGAAGAGAGAAGAAGAGAAAGAAGGUGGUAAAUAUUUGAAGAUGGAAAGAAGGGUUGGUAAGUUUAUGAGGAAAUUUGUGUUACCAGAGAAUGCUGAUGUUGAAGGUGGUGUUUCUGCUGUUUGUCAAGAUGGUGUUCUUACUGUUACUGUUAAUAAGUUGCCUCCUCCUGAACCUAAGAAGCCUAAAACUAUUCAGGUUAAGGUUGCUUGAGAAUGAAUCAAUGUUUGGAGAAUAAGGGCUAUGUCUGCUUUUUUGUUUUAGUCUGUUUGUGCGUGUGUGGCAAUGGUUUUUUGUCUUUUGUAAUUGCCGAUUAUCAUGCUAUGUACUAGUAAUGUGUAAUAAUCUCAGUAUGAAUGAAUUUUGAUUUGCCUA